CGUUCACUGGCCACCGCGCUGAACGCGUUUCAAAUUCGGGAAAAUGUGCAAUUGAACAGUGUCGCUAGCGCCAACCGAAUCCUAACGGUGUGUGAUUGCAGAUUUCGGUACAGGAGUUUUGUAAUUUGAGAAAACAUUUAAGGACAAGAAGAGUUUUAAAUUCGUGAUAAGUCCCAGUGGAUAGACUAUAGAGGCGGUCCAAACUGGAAUUGAAUUCCAUUAUGUUCCCAUUCUCCUCCCUGCAAGUCGAGUACAGCAACUUCCACCGUUCUUCGCAAAUCAUGUCCAACGCACUGAGCAUGACCAACUCCGGCUUCCCCCACUCGUGGAUCGUGUCCGGGCAGGACUUCUGCCCCAUUACCUACUCGUCGAUCCAGUCGCACAACUCGGCCGUGUCCAACAACCUCGCAACGGUGGAACCGGGACUCAUCGAGCUACGCAAGGAGAAAUCCCGUGACGCCGCCCGGUCCCGUCGCGGCAAGGAGAACUACGAGUUCUACGAAUUGGCCAAGAUGCUGCCGCUUCCGGCGGCCAUAACCAGCCAGCUGGAUAAGGCUUCCAUCAUCCGACUGACGAUCAGUUACCUUAAGCUUAAGGAGUUUAGUGAGAAUGGUGUUCCAUCAUGGAACAAAGAACCGAUCGGAUUCCAGAACUACACGUCUCCGCAGUAUUUCAACGAGAUGUUCGAAACUCACCUGGGAACGCACAUUCUACAGUCGCUGGACGGUUUCGCCUUAUCUACCGGUGUGGAUGGACGGUUUCUGUACAUUUCUGAGACGGUAUCAAUCUACUUGGGUUUGUCUCAAGUGGAAAUGACCGGAAGCAGCAUCUUCGAUUACAUUCACAAGAGUGAUCACGCUGAAGUGGAACAACAGUUGGGGGUUAAAAAGAAUUCCGAAUACUACAGUUACUCGGAUGAACCUCCGGAAAAGACGGUACUGAAGAUCGCUAAGGAUAACAAACCGCUUCCUGGUGAGGCCUACGAAGGAGUUGAUCGUGCGUUCUGCCUGCGGAUGAAAUCCACCCUUACCAAGCGUGGAUGCCACUUCAAAUCCUCCGGCUACAGGGUGAUCCUGUUGCUGUGUCACCUGCGGAAGAAGAACAACUCCACGGAUGACCAUAGCGAAAAGCAAACUGUGAUCGGAAUGGUGGGAAUUGGGAUCGCCUUGCCACCACCCUCGCUGCACGAAAUCAAACUGGAAUCGGAUAUGUUUGUCUUCCGGACCAGCUUGGAUCUGACGAUCAUUCACUGCGAAAAUAGAAUUUCCAGCUUUCUGGACUACACGGCCGACGAGUUGAACGGGAAGAGCAUCUACAUGCUCUGCCAUGGACAGGAUGCUCCCAAGCUGAAGAAAAGUCACAGUGAAUUAAUCCAAAAAGGCCAGGUACUGACCCCAUUCUACCGAAUCUUGAACAAAAACUCCGGCUACUUCUGGAUCCAGACCUGCUGUACGAUGGUCUGUCAGACGAAGAACAUGAGCGAUCAGACGGUGAUCUGCGUGAACUAUAUCAUCACCGCUCCGCAAAAGGAAAACAUGAUCCUGGAUAUCUCGCAAAUGCCAAAUGUUAACCACAACGAUUACCACAUUGGAAGCAAAAGUGCUGCCACUGCUGCCAAGCGAGCGGCGGCCGCCAACAUGGAGUACGAAAUGGAAGGCAAAGACAAGUACGGCGAACUCGCAGGCAGUCAACCGGAACCGUACCACGAUGGGGGGCACGUCGAUCACAAGGAACUGAUCGAAAAAUCACCGCACAAAGCGAUGGGAGGCCUGGGAAUGUUCGACAAGAAGGAUUCGCUGGACUACAACAAGGACAAACAUCUGGAACGGGAAAAGGGCUGCACCAACAGUAAACAACAACGACUCAAAGCCGGCAGUCCGAUGAUGAACAUGUCGGCCAAUGAAAACCAAGGAAUCGAGAAGAAAGCCGCCAACGGCAAAAAGAACAUCUCCAACCGGGCGAGCGUGAUUCGGGUGCUGAACAAGACUUCGUCGAAGAAGAUCCUACAGGAAAAUCAUUGAAACGAUCAAUUCUACUAACAACAACACACAUCCCCCCUUCCCAAACGUACUAAAUCGUCCCUCCCUUCAUUGUAUGAUCUAUGAUAAUGCUACGCCGCAUGAGAACAACAAUACUCGUGUCUAUUUAUUGCUUCAGCCAGAGUUAUCCUCUUUCAAAUAAUACUCGUGUCAUUUACUUCUGGAGCCGAGAAUUGUGCAUUUUAGGCAAAAGCGAAAAAGACAAACCAUAAACAAAGCAUUGUUAUUCUUCACAAUCGUACUACUAUAAGCAAAGUAACCACAGUGUCAGUAUAUGUUAUAUGAAUCAUACCAAGUAGUAUUUGUAAUUAUUAUUAAGUUAGUAAAGAACUAGUAAUGAGCGGCGAAAAACAAAAUCCACAGUGAGUAA
Molecule: messenger RNA, 2409 nt
Organism: Ochlerotatus camptorhynchus
Lineage: Eukaryota; Metazoa; Arthropoda; Insecta; Diptera; Culicidae
Gene: trh
Product: trachealess
Exons: 5
Coding region: 222-2021 (599 amino acids)
Biological process (GO): regulation of transcription by RNA polymerase II
Molecular function (GO): DNA-binding transcription factor activity, RNA polymerase II-specific; RNA polymerase II transcription regulatory region sequence-specific DNA binding; protein dimerization activity
Source: RefSeq, a predicted model, not a curated record